UUAACCGGCCGGCGCUAGCUAGCUCACUCGUGCACGGCUAACCCUACUCAUGCAUCAAGUAACUUCACUUCGAAGUAAUUAAACUACAACUUCUUCUUCUUCUUCUUUUAUAUGGAUAUAUAUUCAAUCCAUUAGACACAGAAAAUUGUUGUUCCUAUACACUCUGAUUCACAAACCUACGUACGUUAACAGUAACUUGGACAUCAACAACACACAGUUUCCUUCCCAACUGUAUAUCUCUCCAGCAGCCAUAUGGCAAAAUCACAGCAUAUUGUUUCUUGUUUCGCUCUUCUCUUUCUUUCUCUAGCCACUCCUUCAGUUGCUUCCAGCACGGACUCCUCCGUGCUCUACCAUGGCUGCUCACAGAUCCAAUUCUCCCCAAACUCACCCUACGAGUCCAACCUCGACUCGCUCCUCACCUCGCUGGUCAACUCGGCCACCUACUCGUCCUUCAACAAUUUCACCAUCAUGGGCUCCAGCCCCCAGGACGCCCUCUACGGCCUCUACCAGUGCCGCGGGGAUCUCUCCAUGCCCGACUGUGCCACCUGCGUCGCCCGUGCCGUCACCCACCUCGACUCCCUCUGCCACUACACCUGCGGCGCCGCCGUCCAGCUGCCGGGUUGCUUCGUCAAGUACGACAACGCCAGCUUUCUGGGCGUGCAGGACAAGACGGUCGUGCUCAAGAAAUGCGGUCCCUCUGUCGGCUACGACACGGAGGCGAUGGGCCGCCGCGAUGCGGUGCUGGCCAGCAUGGGCGGCGCCGGCGGGCCCUACCGGGUUGGCGGGUCAGGUGAUGUGCAGGGCGUGGCGCAGUGCGACGGGGAUCUCAGCGCCAGCCAGUGCCAGGAUUGUCUGUCGGAGGCGAUCGGGCGGCUGAAGAGCGACUGCGGGACGGCAGUUUACGGCGACAUGUUCUUGGGCAAGUGCUAUGCUAGGUACUCCACAGACGGCGCGAACGGCGAGUCCAAAUCAUCGUCCGGCGGUUCUCAUCAUAGUGAGGGCGAGAAAACAUUCGCCAUUAUAGCCGGACUGUUAACUGGGGUAGCUCUAAUUCCGAAACAAUGUCAUUUAGAAUUUAUAAUUUAAAUUGCAGGCGGUUCUCAUCAUAGUGAGGGCGAGAAAACAUUCGCCAUUGUAGCCGGACUGUUAGCUGGAGUAGCUCUGGUCAUCAUCUUCUUGACUUUCGUCAGUAAGAUUAUAUCGAGAAAAUGGUAAAAGGGACUUGUCUGAAAUCAGAUUAAUCCCAUGGAUCCAGUGCUCCAUUUAUUUAAUUACAUGGACUAGCUAAUUAUGGCGGCUUUCUCUUCUUUUUGGUUAAUUUGGCAGAUAAAUGAAUAUUGGGACAGCAUAUUCAGAGAAUAUCGAUCUGGCCGGGUCUGUGGCUCCAACUUUUAUGAUCCCAUUAGCUUUUGCUUUGCUUUCUCUGGUGAUAGAUGGCGUCGGCCAGCUGCCUGCCUCUGCGUGCGGCCCCCAAAAGGAGAUGUUUACUGGGGGCAUGCAUGCAUGUACUUCAAUUUGGUAAGAUGGAAGUCAAAUCAAAGGGAGGGGAAGGGAAAGGCUGUAAAGAGGCGAAGAUUCUCCACUUUUUUAACAAAGUUUUCUUGUCUGAUUUGAACAAGUUAAUUUUCCUUAUCAUUCUUUUCUUAAGGUGUGGCCAUGCAUGAUUCCUUUUUAGAUGAUUAUUAUUGUUCCAGUGCAAGUUAAUACAUACAUGAAUUAAGCUUUUAUAUAUAA
This is a messenger RNA of Diospyros lotus (date-plum), 1734 nucleotides long. Its product is annotated as plasmodesmata-located protein 7-like. Gene Ontology annotation, cellular component: plasmodesma. NCBI's taxonomy places the organism in Eukaryota, Viridiplantae, Streptophyta, Magnoliopsida, Ericales, Ebenaceae. The transcript is spliced from 2 exons. Bases 253 to 1086 code for a protein of 277 amino acids. The record is from RefSeq and is a predicted model, not a curated record.